This is a messenger RNA of Penicillium chermesinum, 315 nucleotides long. Its product is annotated as putative NADH-ubiquinone oxidoreductase 12 kda subunit. Lineage: Eukaryota; Fungi; Ascomycota; Eurotiomycetes; Eurotiales; Aspergillaceae. The transcript has 2 exons. The coding region runs from base 1 to 315 and encodes 104 amino acids. The record is from RefSeq and is a predicted model, not a curated record.
AUGCCUACUCCCGAGUCAGCUGCGUUCCUGGCUAAAAAGCCUACCGUCCCCCCGACCUACGAGGGUGUCGAUUUCGAGGACAACAUCGCCGUCCACAACGCCCGUGACGCUAUCAUCCGUGAGCAAUGGGUGCGCAGCAUGAUGGCUCGUCUUGUUGGUGAGGAGCUUGGCAAGUGCUACCAGCGGGAGGGUGUGAACCACCUUGAGAAGUGCGGUGUCUUGAGGGAAAAAUACUUCGAGCUCCUCAAGGAGCGCAAGAUCAAGGGUUAUCUCUUCCAAGAGAAGAACUACUUUGGAGGAGAGAAGUCUGCAUGA